AAAUAUCCACUCUGGGUCAAAUUCCCUCGGUCAUUUCGAUCGUUGAAGGAUCAUCGAAGGGUCCUGUACCAGUUUUUCAGCCUGCCUUUACAAAAAAUACAUCGAAUACAUUUAUUUCGGGAAUAGUAACGAAAAUCGGGGGAUUCUGUACCCCAAAGUCCACAAACCACAAACAUGUCGAUCCUAAACUGUGACAACACGUGUCGCCACUCAAUUAAAUGCAAAUUUCGACAAUUCAUCUCGGGUCCUCACACGUCCCUUUCAAAUAUUUUCAUGAUUCAGAAAAGUCUCCGCAAUAUUGAUAUUGAUGACGUUUAUUUAGAGAAAAAGCCCAUUGGAAUUUCACUGAAAGUUUAUCCAAAAAAAUGACACUCCGGAUUUAUUGCAUGCGUGUUGGACGAGAUUAUUCUAUCUCCGCGAAUGUCAAUCAAACGCAUGGUACGAGUAUCGAUUGAUAGUGAGUGCACAAUGAGACGGAGAAAAUUCGACUGCCAUUUGUAACGAACGAAGUGAACUGUGAACCGUCUUAGAAAUAUAUCAAAUAAAUGUAUAAAUAGAGAAUAAAUACAACAAUAUAUUAAAUAAUGAAAUUUAAUUUGUCGAUUGUUCGGGAUGUAAUGACAAUUAUUCUCCUCGCCUUAUUAAAUCAUGUUGAAAGUGACGUGAUAAAUCUUGAAGGGAGAGGUCUCCACAGACUGCCCGAUAAUGUUUCUCCAACCGCUUACGAAUUAUGGCUGUACCCUCAUCUGAAGUUGAACAACUUUACGUAUGAGGGUCGGGUAAUUAUAAGCCUCUACGUCAGUGCAAUGACAAACUCCAUUACCCUAAACGCAGAUGGAUUAAAUAUCAUGGAAGAAAAGAGCGAGUUCCGCCAAGGGAACAAUACGAUCCCUAUUUUUCUCCAAGAAUUGGACGAAGAGAAACAGUUCUACACGAUCUCACUGAUUUCCAGGAUCGGAAUCGGCAAUUACACCUUGCGACUGGAUUUCAGUGGAGAAAUACGAGACGAUCUCUUUGGAUUUUAUCGAAGUGCCGUCAAAGACGGGAGCAAAACGAGAUGGAUGGGCGUUACACAGUUCUCACCAACUUUUGCCCGUGCCGCUUUUCCUUGCUUCGAUGAGCCACACUUGAAAGCAAACUUUCAGCUCCAUCUUGGACAUUAUAAGGAUGAGAGAGUCACAUCAAAUACGUAUCCACUCGUCACCACCCCGACAGAUAUUGCUAAUUAUACACUGACGACAAUGUUGAGAACACCGAAAAUGUCGACGUACCUUUUUUGCUGGUCAAUUCACAAUUUCGAGUACGAUGGAUUAUCGAAUAUUUCAUUCUUUGGAAUUUGGACGAGAAGUUCAAUGAAUGGAAAAGGCAAUAAAGCUCUAGAAAACGGGUAUAAAAUAUAUUCGAGCCUUCAGUCAUGGAUGAAUAUUGGAAAUCCCGUGAAUAAAGUAGUACACCUCGCCGUACCUGAUUUCCACUUUUCCGCUAUGGAAAACUGGGGAAUGAUAACUUUCCGCGAAUCUGCUCUUCUCCACGGGGAGAACGUGACCUCCACGGAGACAAUUCACAAGGGAUUGACUACAAUGGCUCAUGAAUAUGCUCACACAUGGUUCGGCAAUCUAGUGACUCCGAAGUUUUGGACAGUCGCGUGGCUGAAGGAGGGUUUCGCUACUUAUUUCGCUUAUAUCGCAAGAUCACUUGUUGAUCCUGGCCUGAGAUCCAUGGAUCUAUUCGUCGUUGAAAAUCUGGAGAGCGCACUUGCCGAGGAUUCCAGAAAGCAUCUGAGAACUAUGAACGGAAAAGAUGUUAGUGACAAGAAUAGUUCUCUGAGUAUCAUGGAUUUUGUUCCUUACAAAAAAGGUUCCUCCGUGAUUCGAAUGAUUGCAGAAUUGAUGGGCAACCAAUCAUUCCAAACGGCGAUGAGAUCUUACUUGAAGGACAGAUCCUACGACUACGGUACACCAUCACUGCUUUACGAUCAUCUUCGAAGGUAUCCGGAUGGAUUGGUAACUCCAGUUGACUUGGGAGAAGUGAUCGAAAGUUAUGCCAAUCAGCCGGGCUAUCCUCUCAUAACUCUGACCAGAGAUUACUCUUCAAAUUCUCUGACUAUCAGUCAACAAAGGUUUUAUCAAAAUCCGAAUUAUGGGUACAGAAAAAAUUCUACAUGGUGGGUUCCAUUGAGUCUAACAACUCAAUAUGGAUUUGACGCCGAUGUAUCAGGUUUUGGCGCAAUUUGGCUGAGAAAAAAUCAAAUGACAAUAACGAUAAACGUCGGGAAUAUUAGUACAGGAGGAUGGAUCAUAUGUGACCGUCACAAAGUUGGCUAUUAUCGUGUGAAUUACGACCCACAGAAUUGGAACAUGUUAACAGAACAUCUAGUGUCCGGAGGGUGCGAUAGGAUUAAUCAGGUGGCACGAGCAACUAUCCUUGAUGAUGCUUUCAAUUUAGCCCGUGGUGAUUACAUUAAUUACAGUGUACCAUUUCGUCUUGCUCGGUAUCUCAUUGACGAAACCGAGUACGAACCUUGGCUAGCGGCAAUCAACUCCUUCGCUUUCUUGAAUAAAAAUUUCCAACAUCUGCCCGUCCUUCGCGAUUCUAUACAGGAUUAUGUGAGACGUCUGUUGGUGCCGAUUUAUCAAUCUUUAACCUUCACUGCAUCAGGCCCAAAUUCACUUCGGGUGAAACUUUUCCGACAGCUGAUACUAUCCACUGCAUGUGCUAUGGGCAAUGAGCAUUGUUUAAAUACCGCGAAUUCACUAUUUGAAAAGUGGAUUAAAGAUCCUUCGGAGAGGAUUGAUGCAGAUAUGAAAAGUAUUGUUUAUUGCGUUGGAAUUAGGAGAGGUGGGGAAUGGGAGCGAGUGUUUGAAAGAUUUUUGAGAGAGGAAUUACAUACCGAAAAGGAGGUAUUGAUUGGUGGACUCGGCUGCACGAACAACUCUGCUUUCAUUACACGGUAUUUAAAUUUCAUGAUGAAUGAUACUGCGCAAUUACCUAAGCAAUACCGUUUGAAGAUAGUGGAGUCCGUCUUGAAUGGGAACCCGGAGAAUGUAGAAUAUACUCUAAAUUAUCUAUCCAAAAAUGUGCGAAAAAUCAUAAACAUAAGAGGCUUUCCUUUUCUGGAUAAAAUGAUCGCUGCAAUCGCAGAUCGAAUCACAUCAUUAAAAAACCUACAAGCGUUCUUAUCAAUUAUCGAUAACAACGCAAGUGUUUUGAAACCGUCAGAGGGUAAGGCGACGAAAGCAAUUGCUGAUAUUCAAGCGAAUCUUCUGUGGAUACAAAAAUAUUCACCGAUUAUUGAAAAAGUUAUUAAAGAAAUCAUGUGUAACGAAAUGGCGUAUCUUCUAUCACUCCUCGCGGCCAUUGUCGCGGUGACUUGCGCAGGAAUUAUUCCGCCAUCAGAAGAUGAAUUUUUAGUUACUAAAGCUGCACCUGAGGCUCCUGCCAACCCUCUGGACUAUCGACUGCCCACCAAUGUCGUUCCUACUACCUAUGAAAUUAAGCUCGCACCUGAUCUUGAAAAUUUCACUUUUAAGGGUGAAUCGAAAAUAAUGCUCUCUGUGAAAAAGGCGACUAAACAAAUCGUCUUGCAUGCGAAGGAUUUGAAAAUCACUUUGGCAGUACUGCAUGUGCUAAAUGGGACAACCCAUAUUUCAAAUGUAGCAACAACCGCAUUACCCAUCAACACGACCAAUGAUUGGCUUGUCAUCAAUUUAAUAGAACAAUUAAAUAUUACCGGAACUUACCAAUUGGAAUUACACUACGAGGGUACAUUGAAUGAAGACUUGAAAGGCUUUUAUCGUAGUUCUUAUAUUGAUGAUUACGGCAAAAAAAGGUGGUUAGCGACGACGCACUUUGAACCCACGUCAGCGCGUCUUGCAUUCCCCUGUUGGGAUGAACCACAUUUGAAAGCAAAGUUCACCAUUUCGAUCAAGCACCCGAAGAAACUCCACGCCCUUUCCAAUUCGCAUUUAGUGUCAAUUACUCCUGAUGUAACUGAUAAAACAAGCUUUAUAACACAAUUCGCGGAAACACCAGCAAUGUCGACUUACUUAGUGGCUUUCGUCGUCUCAGAUUUUGAAUCUUUAUCGAAUAAGGAAGGAACGUUCACCGUAUGGGCAAGACCAAAUGCUAUCCGACAUGGUGAAUUCGCCUUGGAUGUCGGUGAAAAAGAGCUGAAAGAACUAGAAAAAGCGACCAAUAUAGCAUUCUCUACUCAUGGAUUCACAAAAAUGGAUUCGAUUGCCAUUCCUCAAUUUGCUGCUGGCGCCAUGGAAAAUUGGGGUCUCGUUACGUACAGAGAGUCAGCACUUCUGGUUGAAGAGGGUGUGACAACGACUACAGCUAAAGUGAAUGUUGCUUCGACUAUAAGUCACGAGUUGGCUCACCAGUGGUUUGGAAAUUUAGUCAGUCCACAGUGGUGGCAAUACACAUGGUUGAAUGAGGGUUUUGCCACUUAUUUCCAAUAUAUCAUCACAGACUUGAUUGAACCGACGUGGAGAAUGAAAGAACUUCAGGUGGUUGUAGCUCUUCAAGAUCGUGCCUUUCCAAGUGAUAGUGUCAAUACAACAGUAGACAUGAAUCACGAUGUGAGCAGUCCAACUGAAAUUAGCGCCAAAUUCAACAGCAUCUCUUAUCAAAAGGCCGGUUCCAUCAUCCGCAUGAUAAAUCAUGUGUUCGGAGAAGAGAAAUUCAAAAAAGCUCUGCAAGCAUAUUUAUCGAAAUAUAAGUCUGGCACCGCAACAUCUGACCAGUUGUUCGCGGAAUUCGCAACGGUAUCUCCAACUCUGCCAGGAACGCAAAUAAAACCACAAGUUAUUCUCAAUGAUUGGGCAACUACACCAGGAUUUCCAUACAUCACUGUCACGAGAAAUUAUACAACAGGAAAAGCGACGAUUAAACAGGAACGUUACCUGUACAAACCAGAGGAGAAAUACAAUGAAGUCUAUUACGUGCCGAUUAAUUACGCCUCGGAGAAAAAAGAUUUUGAGGAUACAAGCGUAAACAUUUGGUUAGAAAAGAACAAGCCUAUUGUCGAUCAUGAUCUGAAACUGGCGAAAGACAAAUGGGUUAUCUUCAAUAAACAGCACUUCGGAUACUAUCGCGUCAACUACGAUGAGAAUAAUUGGAAACUCAUUACCGAGUUUUUGAAGACUAAGAAUUACACGGAUAUUCAUGUACUCAAUCGAGGACAAGUAGUUGAUGAUGCACUGAAUCUUGCGAGAAUUGGAAAACUGACCUACCGAACCGCAUUUGGUCUGCUGGACUUCCUUAAACAGGACUUCGAUUACGUACCGUGGCAUUCUGCACUGACUGGUUUUGCUUAUUUGCAGAAAACUCUGAAACAAAGUGCGAUCUAUAACAGCUUCAAGCAACAUCUUCUUGCGUUGUUGGGACCCGUCGUGAAUAAUGUCACCUUCUACGAAUCGCCAGCGGAUGGUUAUUUGCGAAAGCUUUUGAGGGUAAAGGUCUUGGAAUCCGCGUGUGCACUUGGAUCCAAACCAUGCAGAGACCAGGCAUCAAAAAAUGUUACAGACUGGCUCAAAGAUCCCAAAGCAUACCCACUUUCGCCUGAUCUAAAGGGCGUCGUUCUCUGCGCGGCUGUUCGCAAUGCCGAUCAGGCACUGUGGAACAAACUCUACGCCAAAUAUUUAGCUGGUGAGGAGAAUGCUCUCCUCAGGGCCCUAGCAUGUUCCUCCAAUAAUAAAAUCUUGGAGGGAUACUUGACCAAAGCCCUGAGUGCAUCCGUUAGUACCGAGAAUCGUGACGAAAUUUUUUCGGCUGUCACCACCAGUAGCGAAGAAGGUGUUAAUAACGUAGCACUUGAUUUCGUUCUUGCAAAUGCAAAUAAAAUCUACGAACUAUCUGGGAACACCACCAAAAGCCUCAAGACGUACGUCACCAAUAUUGGAUCUCAAAUCAGUAGCGCAGCACAACUUAAAAAGUUGAAGGAGACUACGGAUGAACGCGUCAAGAGUGUAUUCACGGACGCUAUUAAUUAUGCUCAGGAGUCCCUCGACUGGUUAAAUACGCACGAAAAACAAUUCACGGAAUAUUUCAAGAAAACUAAUUCAAACAACGGAGAUGGAAAUUCAGCUGCAGCCGUCACCUGGUCUGCUCUCUUAUUUACACUGUCAUUUACAGUGUCUCAAUUGUAUUAAAAAAUCAGCCAAUCAUGUCACAAAUGUUUAGAUAUGUACGUAAACAACGAAUUCUGUAAAUAAAGUGAAUAAAGUAUGAUUUAACAUUUGA
Molecule: messenger RNA, 6246 nt
Organism: Fopius arisanus
Lineage: Eukaryota; Metazoa; Arthropoda; Insecta; Hymenoptera; Braconidae
Exons: 22
Coding region: 585-6155 (1856 amino acids)
Biological process (GO): proteolysis; peptide catabolic process
Cellular component (GO): cytoplasm
Molecular function (GO): metalloaminopeptidase activity; peptide binding; zinc ion binding
Source: RefSeq, a predicted model, not a curated record